AUAAUUGGCUGGAAUCUCAUGAAAUCAAGGCAACCCUGAUCUUCAUUCUGGAGAAGAGGAGGAAGAAUUUUUCAAGCCUUCCAACUUUCUGGGUAGCAGGAACUGCCUAGGAAAGUAAACUCGGCACUUACUCUGUAUUUUUGUUUGUUUUAAAGCUAGAAUCCAAAUUUAUCUCAAACUGUUUUUAAAGACUCUAAUCUACAAAGUGGUUUUGCUGAAAAAUCUCUUUUCCCCAUCCACUUUAAAGAGCAGCUGAACUAGUUGUUGCAUUAAGACCUGAGCUUGAUAUCAGGAUUUGAGAAGCUGAUGCUCUGGAAACUUACAAACCAAAGAAACUAACAAUUGCAGGCACUUUACAUUUUGCACUGAGUGUGCCCCAAAGACUCUUGCCUUGAGAGAGAACUCCAGAGAAGGUUGAAGCAGAGCGGAUUUGAUCUCACCAGAAUCUACUGCAGUGUCUCUGCUGGCUCUGUGGCUGGCGUCUCCCGUUCUGGAUUGUGCUUGAUGGGGGUUUUUGCUAGGGGAGCAGACCUUGUGGCUAAGGACAGAAUUGUCGAACUGGAGGACUUGGAAUAUAUAUGUCGAAAGGCAUAUUGGCUUAACCCCCAAGCAAAAGACUUUUUCUCUGCUGGGUCCCUUCUGUAGUAUAUCAAGGGUUGAAGGCUGGAGACAGCCUGCAUAAUCUUGCAACAUGACCUCCAAGCUGGAACAAAAGGAAGCUCAUCACACCAAUGGCGUGGUGCUACCCAUUGUUGCUGGCCCUAUAGACUGUCUCUCCAGUCCUGACCGAGAACAUCUUGUUGAAUCUUCCGAGUUUUUAGGGCCUGAAGAAGGAGGAGGUGUCGAGGUGGUAGUGAUAGAAUCCCGAGCCAAUGCCAAAGGGGUGCGUGAGGAAGAUGCCCUGCUAGAGAAUGGCAGUCAAACUACAGAGAGUGAUGAUACCAGCACAGACCGUGGCCCAGAACCAGCCUCUCCUCUAAAAGAGACCUCCUUUUCCAUUGGGCUGCAAGUCCUCUUUCCUUUCCUGCUGGCAGGGUUUGGGACAGUAGCAGCUGGGAUGGUCCUGGACAUUGUGCAGCACUGGGAUGUCUUCAAGUAUGUGACCGAAGUAUUCAUCCUGGUUCCAGCACUCCUGGGACUGAAGGGAAACUUGGAGAUGACACUAGCAUCUCGGCUCUCUACAGCUGCUAAUAUUGGGCAAAUGGACACUCCCAAAGAGCUUUGGAAGAUGAUAACAGGGAACAUGGCUCUGAUUCAGGUUCAAGCAACAGUGGUUGGCUUUCUGGCUUCAAUUGCUGCAGUGAUAUUUGGCUGGAUCCCAGAUGGGCACUUCAGCAUUGGCCAUGCCAUUCUCCUCUGUGCCAGUAGUGUGGCCACAGCCUUCAUAGCCUCCCUUGUGCUGGGCAUGAUCAUGAUUGGCGUAAUCAUUGGCUCCAGAAAGAUGGGCAUCAACCCUGAUAAUGUGGCUACGCCUAUAGCUGCCAGUCUCGGUGACCUCAUCACACUUGCCCUGCUCUCUGGAAUCAGUUGGGGUCUCUACAUCGAACUAGAGGAGAAAGCCUAUGUGAAUCCACUGGUGUGUGCUUUCUUUGUUGCCCUGUUGCCCCUUUGGAUCAUCAUUGCCAAGAAAAAUCCAGCAACCCGGGAGGUGCUGUACUCUGGCUGGGAACCAGUCAUCAUUGCCAUGGCUAUUAGCAGUGUUGGAGGACUGAUAUUGGAUAAAACUGUGUCAGAUCCAAAUUUUGCAGGGAUGGCAGUCUUUACACCGGUUAUAAAUGGUGUUGGUGGCAAUCUGGUGGCUGUCCAAGCCAGCCGCAUCUCCACUUACCUCCACAUGAGUGGGAUGCCUGGAGAGAGCUCUGAGGCGGCCCCUCGAAAGUGUCCAAGUCCUUGCAGCACUUUCUUCAGUUCAGAUGUGAAUUCCCGGUCUGCCCGCGUGCUCUUCCUCCUGGUGGUUCCUGGCCACCUUGUUUUCCUCUACACCAUCAGCUCCAUGCAAGGCGGCCACACAACACUCACCUUGAUCUUUAUCAUUUUCUACAUGACUGCAGCACUUCUCCAGGUUCUCAUUCUUCUCUACAUUGCUGACUGGAUGGUCCACUGGAUGUGGGGCAGAGGCAUGGACCCGGACAACUUUUCUAUACCUUACCUGACAGCGCUGGGCGACUUGCUUGGGACAGGUCUGCUGGCCCUCAGCUUCCAUAUUCUCUGGCUCAUUGGGGACCGAGACACAGACGUAGGGGACUGAAGCUACUCUUCCUCAGCAUCUCCACUCCCCGGCUCUUUUCCUUCAGUGACAUUCCCCGCCCCCACCCCUUCUACAAAGCCUUGCUUGCCACCCGCUGUCUCUCUUUGGGACUUUAACUUUGAUACUGGAUUCUCAUUAUUUUCAAUGGGAAUUUUAUGUGGUUUAUAUUUCAAGCCAAGUUUGUACAGGAAAAAAAUGUUUUAGGAAGGAUAAAAGAAGAAGAAAAAUAUGUAAAGACAAUCACCAAGUGCAAUUUCAUAAUGGUUAAUAUCUGAACUAAAGGAUAUUACAGAACAAUUGAUCAGAUUUUUAAGAAAUCCCACCUUCCCCAGUUUGCACCCACUCAAGACACUAAAUGUGAAGGGCCUGUGUGUGUGUGUGUGUGUGUGUGUGUGUGUGUUUACGUUUGAGAAAGAUGCAAUUCAUAUUUGCUUUGCUAUUUGAACCUAGGUAUAAGAGUUAUUUGCCUAUUGUCACAACUGGAUUCUGAAUCGGAUUCAGUGGUUUGGAUUCUGUGCAUGCUUCCUUCAAUUUGUCAACGCUAGUACUGCAUCUGAUUUGACCACAAACAAGGCCUUCGUGGCUCAGAAAAUUGACCACUUGCCAUUAGUAGACUGCCCUGUAACUCAAAUUUGACUGUGUUGCAUCCUACCCUAGGCUGAAUGUUCUUUAAAGGAUGUUGGGCUACUCGGAAUAACAGAAUGAUUGGUGGGAAUAGACCAAAUUCAUUCUCUGCUGAGGAGUCCACAAAAGCCGGACUCAAGAAGAGAUGAUUAUGGUGGACUUUCACUAUUUUAUACUAUAGUCUUAAAAAAGUGAUACAGCUAAGAUCCACCUUGUUCCUGUUAGUUUCUACUUAGUGCCAGUUCCCUUGCAAAAACACGAUCAUCCAUUUUUUAAAAAAGGCUGAUACAAAGUACAGCUUAUAUUCAGCUGCCUAUCGCUGUUAAAGAGAGUUGGAUUUUCACUGCUUUACACAGAACCUGGGCGCUUGCUCUCACCUAAUGCCUUUUUAAACCUAUUGCCUCUUCUGUGCUGCUUCGUUUAUGAAUGGUCCAUUUUGAUCUGAAAAAUGAUGAACCAACUGGUUUCAUAUUAUCAUUGUCUCCAAAUUUUAAAUGCCGGCAUUGAGAUGAGUCACGGUGCUGCACUUUGACGUCAACUGUGGGUGCUUGCAGCCCCUGAGUUCUCAACACAAAUUAUCUGAGGGCAUCUGCAACAGCACAGAUGCUGGAUAUUUCCCAGUCGACCUAGCAAUGUGGCACAUAUGUAUCCUUAUAUAGUACAAAGCAGUUGGUUCAUAUCAAAAGUCUUCACGUGUUCAGGGAUGAAAGCUCUUCACUUGUAUGUCUUAAGUGUUUGGAAGAUCAGCUUGGUGUACCCCCCCACUCUGUCAAAUAAAUUCCUAGAGGUUACCCUCUCUAUGUUGAGGUCAUUAAAUAUGGCACAUCCUGGGUUUGUUUGUGGGUCCAUUGCAUGGCAGCAAGUAAGACCCAUCGCUCACUUUCAACACUAGCAGGUUCUGGCUAAGGUUGGUAGUAUUAAAAAUAAAUUGUUCUAUUUUAUGACACUCAAUCUGAAGAAAUGUCGUCCAAUCUGACAGAGUAACUGUCCGGAAACUGACACAGCAUUUUUUAUUUUUUAUUUUUGGAAGCAUGACAUUUAUUUUUUGUCUCAAAAGUUCUGUAGAAGACUCCCAGUACUGGGGAUCCUAGAGCCUGAGCACUCCGGAUUUUACUGCAUUCUGAGCUCCGCUGGCCAGGGAACAUUGGGGGAAAUACAGAUUAGCUUCUGUGAGCAAUGCAUUUCCUCUUUUGAAGUGCACCAUGCUCACCACAAGUUCUGCAAGCUCCAUGCUCUGGCCCUCAUGGAGCUGGAACCCUUCGAAUGAGUAGCUCAAGAUAACGUAAAUGGAAACAGCCACGUAGCUUCCCUAAAACAAGGUGUGACAAGGGGACCAUUUCAUUCAUCCUAGGAAUGAAAGUGAAGACUCCAGAUUGUCCUUGGAUGGGGGCCUCUUGUGCUGUUAUUUACUUGCAUGUAGGUCAUGUCUACCUAUUCUUGUUAGGCACUCUAAUCAAACACAUUUCUUCAAUGCAAACUCUACUUAAGCCAGGCAUGGCCAAACUUGGCUCUCCAGAUGUUUUGGGACUACAAUUCCCAUCAUCCCUGACCACUAGUCCUGUUAGCUAGAGAUGAUGAGAGUUGUAGUCCCAAAACAUCUGGAGGGCCCAGUUUGGCCAUGUCUGACUUAAGCUCUCUUUACUUACUUCUCCAUUAGCUUCUCCACGGUGGAGCAUCAUUUCUUAAUGUGCUUUCUCCUUUUGGCUUUAAUUCCUAAAUGAAACUGAAGUGCAGAGAGGAAAUUAGUAUGGAUGUGUCUGGAAUAUGCAGUGGUCUUCUGAAGAAGAUUGGGGUACUAGAUUUGACUUGGUAUGCCUAACAGACCCGAGAUUACAUAGAAUACCUGUUGCCUUCAGAAAGGUGUAUUGCCUUUUUAUAUUAAAAAAACCCACUAAGCAUAACAGGGCAGCUUUUGCUAGCAACAAUUAUGCUUGCUGGGCUAGAGCAUAAAUGAGUUUCCUAUAAAAUUUGGAUUUGGGACCCUGACCUUCUAAAUAACUCUUAGAGGCAGUGUUGCUCCAGUUCAGAAGGCUUGAACUGUGAUCAAAAUGAAAGAUCUAGAUGGAAAUUUGUGCCAGAGUGGUGCAUAAAGGGCUCAAUUGGACCACUGUACUCUUGAGGCUGUUAAUCUUAAACAGGGGCUGUUUUACCAUAGUCCUGUGGCUUCAAGAGGCCUAUUUCAGACUGCCCUGAGCAUUGGCGCCCUCAUACCAAGCCAUCAAUAACAAAGCUUUGGGACCACAGUGCAAAAGUGUAUCUAAGGCCAUCUUUUCAGUCUACAUUGCAGGGUAGCCUUAAUUAUGUGGCACAGUAGAUGUGGAUAUAGAUGUCAAACUUCUGUGAAUAACAGUUUUUGCACAGCUGAAAGCGAUACUCUUCUGACUUUCAACUGGGAGCACUUGUAAAUAACUCAGUUUCUGCUUAAGAAUGGGCUUUGUCAACAUAACUCAGUGUUAUCUAAGGGGUCCGGGACUUUCAUCUUGCCUACCCAUAGCUGUUAAAUGUUAAACUUCUAUAAUGACCUUCAGUUGUCUCCCCUCUGUGUGUGUUGUACUGUUGGAUGCAUCUAAGUUUUCAGCUUUGUAACAUUGGAGCAAUCCGUUUCUUUAUACAUGGAAUCCCCUUUGAACAUCUUUUCUUCCUCAUUACAUCCAUUUCUCUGGUCAAAGUCUGUGUCUGUGCAUCCCGUGAAAGAGUGUAACUCUCCUGGUCUUGGCUGCAAGACUUAGCCCCAGGCCCAGGAGCUGGAGUGUGUGCAUGUCACUUGGGUGGAAUCCCUAGAUUUUAUUAUGUAUGCAGUGGGGUGAGAUGGGGGAACAAAGUGGGUGUGUAUGAACAGAAUUUAAUCUCAAAGCAUUGAAGAAUAAUUUUAUUCUCACCGGUUGCACUCAAAUGCAUGUAUAUUUAAACCUGGCUGCAAAUGACGAUGAAGCUAUUGGUUUACACCUUUAUUAAAAGAAAAAGAAACUCAUUAUUUAUAGUUGCUGUAACUGAAUUGACAGAUGCCAAUUUAACUGAUAAAUUAUAUUUGGUAAAAUAAAGAUGACAUUUCUUUAUA
This is a messenger RNA of Podarcis raffonei (Aeolian wall lizard), 5930 nucleotides long. RefSeq names its product solute carrier family 41 member 1 (gene SLC41A1). The transcript is spliced from 10 exons. Gene Ontology annotation, biological process: monoatomic cation transport. NCBI's taxonomy places the organism in Eukaryota, Metazoa, Chordata, Lepidosauria, Squamata, Lacertidae. Bases 692 to 2248 code for a protein of 518 amino acids. Gene Ontology annotation, cellular component: plasma membrane. Gene Ontology annotation, molecular function: monoatomic cation transmembrane transporter activity. The record is from RefSeq and is a predicted model, not a curated record.